AGCAUCCAUGGCGAUGAAGAUGAAGACGAAGAAGGGAGGGACGGGGAGGAAGAAGAGGGACGAGAUGAAGCUCAUCGAGGACCCGGCCAAGCGGCAGGUGGCCUUCUCCAAGCGCCGCCCCACCCUCUUCGGCAUGGCCGGCGACCUCUCCGCGCUCUGCGGCGUCCACGUCGCCGUCGUCGUCUUCUCCCGCUCCGCGCGCGGCAACGCCUACGCCUUCGGCAGCCCCUCGGUCGACGCCGUCCUCCGACGCUGCCACCACCACGUCGGCGGCCAAGAUGAAGAUGCCGCUCUUGCCAUCGUCCAUGGCGACGAUGAUGAUGCUGGCGCUCUGGCGGCGUUGCGGCGGGAGCUGGACGACACCAAGGCGCGUGUGGAGGCGGAGAAGAAGCGCAUGAAGGCCGUGGAGGCCAACGUGGAGCUGGCCAUGGCGGCAAGGUCCACGGCGCUGUGGUGGCAGGCCGACGUCGAGGCGCUCGGGGCGGCGGAGCUGCCCGAGUUCGAGACGGCGCUCCGGCGGCUCAGGGACACACUCCUCCGCCGGGUCGACGCGCUGCAGCUGCCUCUAGCAGUCUUCGACGCCACUGCACCGCUGGCCUGCAUGAACAUCUAA
Messenger RNA from Triticum aestivum (bread wheat), 613 nucleotides. RefSeq names its product agamous-like MADS-box protein AGL61. Lineage: Eukaryota; Viridiplantae; Streptophyta; Magnoliopsida; Poales; Poaceae. The record is from RefSeq and is a predicted model, not a curated record. Gene Ontology annotation, biological process: regulation of transcription by RNA polymerase II. The coding region runs from base 8 to 613 and encodes 201 amino acids. The transcript has a single exon. Gene Ontology annotation, molecular function: RNA polymerase II cis-regulatory region sequence-specific DNA binding; DNA-binding transcription factor activity, RNA polymerase II-specific; protein dimerization activity.